AUGAUUGGCUGGGGCAUUAAUUGCAGUGCAUGUCCCUCGGGUCCGUACACGGGGGCUCAUCAACUCGGACCUUGCAAUAUGUCCGCCGGAGCAAGUCUCCAAUAUUGGAACGGAUCUAGCAAAUACCAGCGGCCUCUCUCACAUCGGAUCAAUAGGCAGUCUGCUGUGCCCACUAAUGCCAUCCUGGAUUACAUCACUUAA
Molecule: messenger RNA, 201 nt
Organism: Nezara viridula (southern green stink bug)
Lineage: Eukaryota; Metazoa; Arthropoda; Insecta; Hemiptera; Pentatomidae
Source: the annotation of a GenBank genome assembly